AUGGCUUCAUCCUAUCCACAUAUGCAGCAACGAUAUCGUGACGACGAUGAAGACGGCAGCGCUGGCGUCCACGCUCCUUUACUCUCAACAGCUUCCCUCCCUGCCCAGCCCCGCUGGGCGCACGAGGUCAAGCAACUUGAAGAGCCUCGUCGUCGUCGCAAAUUCACGCUUACAAUGGGAGCAGUCGCCUUGACCUAUCUUCUGUACUGCGGAUGGGUCGCCUAUUCUCGAUAUGAGACAUCUGCACACUCCCGCGGAGCUUCAUCCGAGGCUGAUAUUUUUCCGCAUCCAUUCCCAAGAAUACCACACCAUCCAGCAGGGCCACCUCCCGCAAUCUCUGUCCUGGGUUGUGCUUCAAUUCCAAACCCUACCGAAGAUAUCGUGUCGGAGAAGAUCAAGCUCACAGUCUCUUACCCGAGUAAUGCCACGGUCGUCUUGCACCACAAGCUCCUUUUCGGUGAUGUUAUCGUCGAAAAGAACACCGACGAGAAAGAGGAGUUGGUGGAGCGCACCGAGGGGUCGACUUUGAACGUUGCUAUCAAAGUGGCUGCACGCCCACCGUUCCCUGAUCAUUUCGUCAGUGAAGAGGAGGACGAGGAGACAUUUGUUCUCUGUGCUACGACGCUGGUGCCUCACUCGACUCCGGGACACGAACACCCUCAUUCAAGAAUCGAGGGUAGCCAUCCCCCUGCCCCGCCGCAUCCUCACGGCCGAGUGCAUACCCCACCAGUUAUUGUGGACAUUUUCCCCGCCUUGAACGAGACAUAUCCUAAACUUCCCCCUUCACCGUUUCCACAUCACGGGCGAGGCAGGCGCCAUCACAAGCACCUCGAUACCAAGUUUUCUAAUAUUUGGAAUGCCGCCAUUUCCUUCUUAUUCCCCAUGUUCACCGAGCUUCCAAGCAACCAUGGCGAUCGCCCGUGCCAUGGAGCACCCCAUCCUCCUCCGCCGCCAUUCAUCGUGACCCAAUUAUCUGCCACUGUUUCCAAGACUAGCCACGUCGUUUAUGGUGGCCCGCCACCACCACCACACCCAUUCUUUUGGCAUCCGCACCCCUGCCCAAUAGACCAGUCAAUAUCGCUCACUCUCUAG
Serendipita indica DSM 11827 is the source of this 1092-nucleotide messenger RNA. The record is from the annotation of a GenBank genome assembly. Lineage: Eukaryota; Fungi; Basidiomycota; Agaricomycetes; Sebacinales; Serendipitaceae.